UUCAGUGGGCGGACGGAAUGAAAAUAGCCAGCGUGUGAUUUUUUUUAUGCCGCACUGUUUGAAUAUUUUACUGUAAAGGAAUGACGUAUGAAACUGACAGCGCUGUUAUCGUUUUAACGUCCUGGCUUAGGUAACCCGUACUGUUAGCGUCACUGUCUCUGAUAGCCGACCGUGCGCGGAGCGCUGCUCCAGCAGGGUCGCAGCACCGUUAUGAUUAGCUAGCUUAGCUCGCUACGUGUCGUAACGCCAUCCGCUCACGGGCAGCCAGGACUAAACAGACCCUCCUGUUUCAGGUUAGAUAAACCACGUUACACUGAAUUUACACCGAAACCGAUCAGCGCUCUCUCAGCCGGAUCAUGUAACUAAGAGCAGAGUCGUCAGACCUCUUCAGGGACACCAGAGGGAAAGAAACACGGAGAGGUUAGCGUUCAGUUAGUAAUGGAGCCAGUUAGCUGAAGACAGACCGUGAUUAUUAACGUUAUUUAACCCAGCAGGCCGGUGUAUGUAUCUGUGUGUUUUAGUUCACCUUAAGUUGGUCUGUUAGGUAACUUUUAUAGACGCACCAGAACACAAAGAUGAUGUACUCUUCACGGAGAAAACCGGUGCUUUAUUUCAAAGAGGACAGAAGAUUUUUCUCAAGGAAAUGCACAGUCCUGAAGCUUUUUGGCCUCUGCAUGGUGCUUGUCCUGGGGUCACUUCUUUGGCUGCAGCUGAGCUGUCCUGGAGACUUGAGCCAAACCGUACAUGAUGGACUCCCUCCUCACCAGCCCUGUCCUGGGGAGAGACAGACCCUUACUGUCGACGACCCCUCUUGGGGACCACAUAAAAUGGCUGUCAUCAUUCCUUUCAGAGAGCGUUUUGAAGAACUUCUCGUUUUUGUGCCAUACAUGCACGCUUUCCUCAACAAAAAGAAAAUUCGACACAAGAUCCUUGUCAUUAACCAGGUGGAUCAUUUUCGGUUUAACAGAGCUUCUCUUAUUAAUGUCGGCUACAUGGAGAGCGGUAAUGAUACAGACUACAUAGCAAUGCAUGAUGUGGACUUGCUGCCUCAGAAUGAAGCUCUGGACUAUGGAUUCCCUGAGGAAGGACCUUUUCAUGUAGCCUCACCAGAGCUUCAUCCCCUGUAUCACUAUAAGACUUAUGUGGGAGGGAUUCUGCUACUUACGAAGAAACACUAUCAAAUGUGCAAUGGAAUGUCCAAUCGGUUCUGGGGUUGGGGACGAGAAGAUGAUGAGUUCUUCAGAAGACUGAGAACAGCUGAACUGCAGCUUUUUAGGCCAAAGGGAAUAAACACAGGGUACAAAACGUUCAGGCACAUUCACGACCCUGCCUGGAGGAAAAGAGACCAGAAGAGGAUAGCUGCACAAAAGCAGGAACAGUUCAAGAUCGACCCUGAUGGUGGUCUGACCAACCUACGUUACAAAGUGGAGUCUAGGCAGGAGCUGACCAUCAGUGGUGCCCCUUGUACUGUCAUCAGCACCUCCCUGGAAUGUGACCUCAGCCAGACUCCCUGGUGCCAGUUUAGCUAACAUGCCUGAGCUUUGCAUGUAAUGCCUGGGUGAUGCCAAUUCUCUUGCUGUUCUGGGACAUUGCUGGAGCCAGUUUGCUUGAAUCUAACCAGAAAGGGCGGGAGUACUGUAUAAAGAAGGAACUGAGCAUGACCUAAACUGACUCCCUCUCUGAGGUUUUAUUUAUACUGGACAGUAUUACUUUGUUAAGACAGAGCUGAACUGUCUGACCUGUUUCAGGUACUGCACUGAGAUUGUUUCAGUGAUGUUACUAAUAUGAGGUUUUAAAUUGACAUUUUUUAAAGGUGAGUUUCAAAAUGGUGUAGGUGUAGAAUGGCCUUUGUUUUGGACUGUGUCUCUUGUGGUGCAGUAAUGAACAUUUUGUUAUCCUAACUCUUGACUGAUUUAUGUUUCUUUAUGCUGAAUUCAAAAUGAAUGUGUCAGUGAGGACAUUGUCUUGUAUGUAAGAUGGUUUAAGGUACUUUGAGUACAUUUGCACACUAUUCAUAUUUAUAUAAAAUGCUCAAGACCA
This is a messenger RNA of Pygocentrus nattereri (red-bellied piranha), 2040 nucleotides long. It is a transcript of the gene b4galt7, whose product is annotated as xylosylprotein beta 1,4-galactosyltransferase, polypeptide 7 (galactosyltransferase I). Gene Ontology annotation, molecular function: xylosylprotein 4-beta-galactosyltransferase activity. NCBI's taxonomy places the organism in Eukaryota, Metazoa, Chordata, Actinopteri, Characiformes, Serrasalmidae. Gene Ontology annotation, biological process: carbohydrate metabolic process; proteoglycan biosynthetic process. The record is from RefSeq and is a predicted model, not a curated record. The transcript has 6 exons. Bases 576 to 1529 code for a protein of 317 amino acids.